Molecule: messenger RNA, 755 nt
Organism: Pimephales promelas (fathead minnow)
Lineage: Eukaryota; Metazoa; Chordata; Actinopteri; Cypriniformes; Leuciscidae
Source: RefSeq, a predicted model, not a curated record
UAAUACGCGCAUCCACAGGUCAGUGGAGCAAUACAACAUGCCUCCAUUUGAAACCGCUCAACACCCCAAACCUUUCAAACAGAGGAAGAGUUUAGAUUACCAACCAGCUACGAGGAAACACGAGGUGGCUGGAAUCAGAACUAAAUUUCCGACCAAAAUCCCGGUGAUUAUUGAGCGAUAUCAAAGAGAGAAGUACUUACCGCCUCUGGAUAAGACAAAGUUCCUCGUGCCGCAAGAACUCACUAUGACACAGUUCGUCACCAUCAUCAGGAAUCGAAUGACCAUGAUGCCCAAUCAAGCGUUUUACCUGCUGAUCAACAACUCCGGCAUCGCCAGCAUGUCUCUGACCAUGGCUCAGCUCUACAAGGACCAUAAAGAUGAAGAUGGGUUUCUGUAUAUGACCUACGCCUCUCAGGAGAUGUUUGGACACUGUGAGGCUUAUAAUAACAGGUGAUUCGUUCAGAUGAGGGCUUGUCCAUUUACUUUACUUCACUGAACUGUGAUGAUAUUUAAGACUUUGUAUAUAGUGUUAACUUUUUAGGUAUUUAGAUUUACUUAUCUUUCUAAUGUAUGUUUUAAUUGUCUGUGUAAUAAAUCUUGAGUACGUGCAUUGGUCGCUAGAGGGAGACUUCUGUUCAUUCAUGUUCUGCAGAAACGUCCUCCAAUAUGCCUGAGAAAUAAAAUUGUCAGUCUUUCUUUGGUUAAUCAUGUGGUGAUUUAAAAAAAAAAAUAAAGGAUUCAUGUUUGAUACCAAA